Myxocyprinus asiaticus (Chinese sucker) is the source of this 8513-nucleotide messenger RNA. Its product is annotated as dedicator of cytokinesis protein 2-like. Gene Ontology annotation, biological process: cell migration; small GTPase-mediated signal transduction. Gene Ontology annotation, cellular component: cytoplasm; plasma membrane. Bases 122 to 5701 code for a protein of 1859 amino acids. The record is from RefSeq and is a predicted model, not a curated record. NCBI's taxonomy places the organism in Eukaryota, Metazoa, Chordata, Actinopteri, Cypriniformes, Catostomidae. The transcript is spliced from 53 exons. Gene Ontology annotation, molecular function: guanyl-nucleotide exchange factor activity; small GTPase binding.
AUCACCCAAAAAAAACAAAAAGAAGGUAGAGGUAGAGCAAAAGACAGGAACUUAGACAUUCAGAAAGAAAAAGGAGACAGAGAGAGGAGCAAAACACACAGAAAAUAUUUCUAGUUCAGUCAUGGCUCCCUGGACUAGAACUAGCUCUGAAAGAUAUGGAGUUGUUAAGUGGAAUUUCACAGCAAAAGCAGACAAGCAGUUGUCUCUGGCUAUUGGGGACACAGUGCACAUACAGGAGUCAUGCGAAGGAUGGUAUAAAGGAUACCUGACCAAGAACAAAGAGAGAAAAGGUGCAUUUCCUGCCAGCUUUAUAGAGCUAAAGGAAGUCAUCAUCGAGAAGAGAGGAGAUGAAGAGGUCAUAACCUCUGUUGAGAUGCCCCUGGUUAAGGAGGUCACCACCACAUUGAGGGAAUGGGGCAGCAUCUGGAAGCAACUCUUUAUGACUGCCAAAAUGUACUAUGGUUUUUACAAAAAUAACAAUAUUAAUUCGAAGAUGAUAACUGGACUGCACAUAUUUAUGGAGCAGGCCAAUAAGAAGGAGCGUUUCAGUCAGGUCCAGAGGCUGAUGUGGGAUCUAAUGGAGUGGCGCUCACAGCUUCUCUCUGGCACGUUGCCAAACGAUGAGUUUAAGGAGCUCAAACAGAAAAUCACGUCAAAGAUCGACUACGGAAAUAAGAUCUUAGAGUUGGAUGUGGUAGUUCGGGAUUUCAAUGGGAAUAUUUUAGACCCUGAGCGAGCCAGUGUAAUCAGUCUCUUCAGAGCACACGAGGAUGCUACAGUGAAGAUCACAGAACGAAUUAAAGAGGAACAGUCCAACGUUCAAAUGGACCAUUCCGGAGUAUCCGCUCGGAUCCAGUCUUCCCCAACGCACAGUCUCUACGUUUUCGUGCGGAAUUUCGUGUGUCGUAUCGGAGAGGAUUCUGAACUCUUUAUGUCUCUGUAUGACCCCAUCAAACAGACUAAUAUCAGUGAGAAUUAUUUGGUGCGAUGGGGUGAUAAAGGUUUGCCGAAAGACAUUGAAAUGCUCAACAGUCUGAAGGUGGUUUUUACAGAUCUAGGGAAUAAAGACUUGAGUAGAGAGAAAAUCUAUCUGAUCUGUCAGAUUGUACGUGUUGGCCGGAUGGAUCUAAAAGAUGCUAAUCAUAAGAAAUGUACGGGGGGUUUGAGAAGACCAUUUGGUGUCGCAGUGAUGGACAUCAGCGACAUCAUCAAAGGAAAGAUGGAAUGUGACGAAGAGAAGCAAUAUUUCAUUCCGUUUCAUCCGGUCGUAGCUGAACAUGAUUUCUUACACACUCUCUUGAACAAGGUGACAACGUCUCGAGGAGACAGCGGAGGUCAAGGUCUCUGGGUCACUAUGAAAGCCCUAGUUGGCGAUAUUGUCCAGAUCCGAAAGGAAUAUCCCCAUCUGGUGGACCGGAGCACGGUGGUUGCUCGUAAACUCGGUUUUCCUGAGAUUAUAAUGCCGGGUGACAUCCGUAACGAUAUCUACCUCACUCUGCACUCCGGAGACUUCGACAAGUACAACAAAACCACGCAGAAAAACGUUGAGGUCAUCAUGUUGGUCUGCGACGAGGAGGGGAAGGUCGUGGCGAACUCAAUUUGUCUGGGAGCCGGAGAUCGUCCUGUGAAUGAAUAUAGAUCAGUAAUUUACUACCAAAUCAAACAACCACGUUGGAUGGAAACUUUUAAGGUGGCGAUCCCUCUUGAGGAGAUGCCCAGAAUCCACCUGCGGUUCAUGUUCCGACAUCGAUCGUCUCAGGAGUCGAAGGAUAAAAGUGAAAGGAACUUUGCAAUGGCUUUUGUACGUCUGAUGAAAGAAGAUGGAACCGUUUUGAAAGACGGAAUACAUGAACUCACCUUCUUUAAGGGUGACAGUAAACGUAUGGAGGAGGUCAGCUCAUAUCUGUCUCUGCCCUCUGAGCGCAAUCACACUGACAGCCACAAGGGGUCGACACUGAUGCGCAGCUCCAGCAGUGUUGGUGGUCUAUCUGUCAGCUCCAGAGACAGCUUCACCAUCGCAACCCUUGUCUGCUCCACCAAACUCACUCAGAAUGUGGGUUUGUUGGGUUUGCUGAAAUGGAGAACUCGUCCUGAAAUGCUGAAACAGAAUUUACAAGAGCUCAAACUCAUCGAUGGAGAGGAAGUUGUGAAGUUUCUGCAGGACACUCUAGACGCUUUGUUUAACAUCAUGAUGGAACAUUCUCAGACUGAAGACUAUGAUAUUCUGGUGUUUGAUGCUUUGAUUUAUAUCAUCGGUCUGAUUGCUGACAGGAAGUUUCAGCAUUUUAACACAGUGUUGGAGGCUUAUAUCAAACAACACUUCAGUGCCACACUGGCUUACAAGAAGUUGAUGUCCGUGCUGAAGACGUAUCUGGAUGUGUCAAGCCGAGGCGAGGCCUGUGAGCCCAUCCUGAGGACACUCAAAGCUCUGGAGUACAUCUUUAAAUUCAUUGUCCGCUCCAGAAUGCUCUACUCUCAACUGUAUGAAGGGAAGGAACAGGCCGAGUUUGAAGAAUCUCUCAAAAGUUUAUUUGAGUCCAUCAAUAACCUGAUGAGGAGCGACUACACAACUACCUUACUUCAGCAGGUGGCUGCCCUGAAGUACUUGCCAACGGUACUGCAAGAUGUAGAGACGGUUUUUGAUGCUAAACUUCUCAGUAAGCUGCUGUAUGAUUUCUACACCUGUAUUCCACCUGAUAAACUGCAGAAACAGAAAGUGGCAUCCAUGACUGAGAUAGUGGGCAGCAAACUCUUCCACAGACAGGAUUGCCGUGAUGUCUUGUUACCCAUGAUGCUCCGGGAGUUAAGCGGUGCGUUGGCUGACGUGGGCGAAGGGCUUCAGGACGAGAAGCGGAACAGCGUGGAACUCCUCAACAACAUCCUGGAGGUGCUCAGCCGGAAGGACGUGGGAGACACAUUUCAGCACAUUCAGGACAUUGUGUCAUCUCUUCUGAGAACGAUAAAUCGCACGGUCAUCACUAUGGGCCGAGAACACGCUCUCAUUUCUCGUGUGGUGGCGUGUAUGACGGCUAUUCUCAGUCAGAUGGAUGACAGACACUAUUCACGCUACAUCGAGACUUUCAGUGGCACAACUGAACUAGUGGAUUUCUUGAUGGAAACAUUUCUGUUGUUUAAGGAUCUAAUUGGUAAACAUGUCUACCCGUCUGACUGGGUAACCAUGAUCAUGGUGCAAAACAGAGUGUUCCUCCGAGCGAUCAACACAUAUGCUGACACUAUGAACCACAAGUUCCUGGACAACAACAGCUUUGAAGUGCAGUUAUGGAAUAAUUACUUCCACUUGGCGGUGGCAUUUAUUACCCAAGAGUCUCUGCAGCUGCAGCAUUUCUCGCACACCAAAAGAAACAAGAUUCUGGCGAAAUAUGGGGACAUGAGGAGACUGAUUGGUUUUGCUAUCAGAGACAUGUGGUACAAGCUCGGUGUGAAUAAGAUCUGUUUUAUUCCUGGGAUGGUGGGUCCCAUCUUGGAGAUGACUCUCAUUCCAGAGGAAGAGCUGAGGAGAGCCACAAUCCCAAUCUUCUUUGAUAUGAUGCAAUGUGAACACAAUCACUCUGGACACUUCAAAAAGUUUGAGGAUGAGAUUAUUCUGAAGUUGGACCAUGAAGUUGAGGGGGGCGGAGGAGAUGAGAGAUACAUGGAGCUUUUACAGAGCAUUCUUUUAGAUUGUGCUCAGGGACGCCCCCAGCUGUUGACGGAAGUGCAGCACUUCGUUACCUUGGUGACCGGCCUCCUUGAGCGUCUCCUUGACUACCGCACGGUGAUGAGCGACGACAGUCGAAACAACCGAAUGAGUUGCACUGUCAAUCUCCUGAAUUUCUACAAGGACAUCAACCGUGAGGGAAUGUACAUCAGGUACCUCUACAAAUUGCGGGAUCUUCAUUUGGACGGAGAAAACUACACAGAGGCCGCAUACACACUGCUGCUCCACUCCAAACUGCUUAAGUGGUCAGAAGAUCAAUGUGCCCAUCAACUGGACUACCAGACGCCUCAGUCUCAACGGCAGCUCAAAGAAACGCUCUAUGACACCAUCAUCAGCUACUUUGAUAAGGGCAAGAUGUGGGAAGAGGCCAUCACUCUCUGUAAGGAGUUAGCUGAUCAAUUUGAGAUGGAGGUGUUUGAUUAUGAGCUACUCGGACAGAAACUGAAUCAGCAGGCCAAGUUUUACGAGAACAUCAUGAAAAUCCUGCGGCCCAAACCAGACUACUUCGCCGUGGGAUAUUACGGCUGUGGCUUCCCUCAGUUCCUCAGGAAUAAAGUGUUCAUUCACCGUGGAAAAGAGUAUGAGCGGCGUGAAGAUUUCCAGAGUCAUUUGAUGAGUCAGUUUCCAAGUGCUGUUAGACUCAACAUCACCACAAUGCCCGGAGACGACAUUAAAAACUCAAACUUGCAGUAUAUUCAGUGUUUUACUGUCCAGCCUGUUCUUGAGAUCCCGCCUCGUCUGAGGAAUAAAUCCGUUCCUGACCAGAUCAUCAAUUUCUACAAGUCAAACUAUGUUCAGCGAUUCCAGUAUUCCAGACCUGUGAGAAGAGGGAAAGUCGAUCCUGACAAUGAGUUUGCUUCUAUGUGGAUUGAGCGAACCACAUUCAUAACCGCAUAUAAACUACCAGGAAUUCUGCGAUGGUUCGAGGCCAUAAGCAUGACACAUACGACGGUGAGUCCUCUGGAGAACGCUAUUGAGACGAUGGGACAAACUAAUGAGAAAAUCCUCACAAUGAUCAACCAGUACCAAAAUGACGACACUUUACCCAUAAACCCCCUCUCCAUGCUGCUCAACGGCAUCGUGGAUCCAGCUGUCAUGGGCGGCUUCGCCAAAUAUGAGAAGGCGUUCUUCACAGAUGAAUACACACAUGAACAUUCGGAUGACCGAGACAAACUGAUGAGACUCAAAGACCUCAUCGCAUGGCAGAUCCCGUUAUUGGGCAGAGGAAUCAGUCUGCAUGGCAAGAGAGUGACCGAUGACCUUCGACCUUUCCAUGAGCGCAUGGAGGUCUGCUUCAAACAGCUGAAGAAGAAGGUGGAGAAGGAGUAUGGAGUCAGAGAACUGCCGGAUAUGGAUGAGAGACGAUCCACGCGUCCACAGUCUAUGCUUCGCACCGUCCGACAAUCCAUCUGCUCAUUGGCUGGAUCAGAAUGUGGAACGCCCACUAAGACACACCCAGACAGUGUGUCUUUAGAUGGUGGCGUUCCUCCCUCUCCGUCUAUCAUCCCUCGGUCCAGUGGCAGUAUCAGUGUGAUGGAUGAGAGCGGUGUUGAGGUGGAGGUGAAACUGAGGAAAUCCAAGAAGAAGAAGAAGCCAGGACGCAGCAGUAUGAUCUUCAUCAGUGAGGAGAAAGAGAGGAGCAGCACACUCGAAAAACGGCUGUCAAAGAAGCAAGAGUUCCGCAGUGACACCAACCUGUCAGAACCCAGUGAGAGAAGCAGCGGUCUGGCCAACAUCAACUCCAAAUCUCUGCCCACUAUUACAGGUCUGGCUCUGUCAAUUGUCAAUGGCAGUGAGGAGGCGGAGUCAUCAGCACGCUCCAAGCGUGACAGUAAGAGUGUAUCUGUGUGUUUGCCGUCUGACCGCACGGGUGACCGUCGAUCUAAAGGAGUCAUAAACCUGCUCUUUAAAACUAAGAGCUCCAAAUCUGAUGAAAGCAAAUCAUCGCCUGCCCCCUCCGAUGACACAUCCACUCAUUUUUAAAUCUCUCUCUUUAGAUAAACAUCUCCAUUUCUGCAUCUAUUUCUGCCAUUACAUGUUUGAUUUCAUUUUAUACAAACAGAACUGCUUUAUAAAGCUUAUUAAAGCUUUGAGUUGUAGUUAGUAGAAAGUGAGCUUUGAUUUCAUUGAAUGUGUUUGAAAAACAAACUUUAAUGAAAUGAAUUCAUGAAUCAAUGGAACUUCUCAGUGUGCUUUAGCAUCAGUGUGCUUCAGUCUGUUCCAGCAAUAAACUCAUUUGGAAUGAUGACAAUUUAAUCUUAUUAUAAAUACAUAAACAUAGCGUAUACAUAUCAGUGACUGCUCUCAGAUUUUUAUUUUUAUUCAUAUUGUUUAUUCAUAAUGGAACAUUUGUAAAUCAUGCUGGAUAACAUGAUCAUCAGGUUUUGCAUUCUGUCAUUAAAGCAAAAUAAUGGACAUACCAAAAAUUAAAGGAAUAGUUCACCCAGAAAUGAAAAUUCAUUUACUCACCCUCAUGCCAUCCCAGAUGUGUAUGACGUUCUUUCUUCUGCAGAACACAAACAAAGAUUUUUAGAAGAAUAUCUCAGCUGUGAAGGUCCAUACAAUGCAAGUGAAUGGUGACCAGAACUUUGAAGCUCCAAAAAGCACAUAAAGCAGCAUAAAAGUAAUUCAUAAGACUCCAGUGGUUUAAUCCAUGUCUUCAGAAGCCAUCUAACCUUCUUUACUGUAAAUCUUGACACUUUACUAGUCUCCUUGGCGAUUAUGAUUUCAAGCUAGAUUACACUUCCUAGCACCAUCUAGCUCAUGCAUCAAUCACUAGGAAGUGUAAUCGAGCUUGAAAUCGUGAUCGUGCCUAGAGACUGCAAUGGCAAGAUGUACAUUUUGGUCAUUUCUCACCAAUAAUGUAUAAUCAAUAAAAUCAAUAACAUUAAAAAAGAAACCAAUAUACAGUAAAUAUCACGUAUCAUCAUACAUAUUGUUUACUGUCCAAAGUACUGAUUCUCACACCACACGGUCAACCAAUCAAACUGCUUUGCAUAUGCGUGUUAGGCAUCAUAAUUGUGACAUAUACAUUUUACAUGACCUUUUCCUGCUCUGUUUAAUAAAUAGCAUCAUUCCAAGCACAGCUUAAGUCCAAAAUAAGAAAAUCAUUAAAAAAAAUUACAAUCAAAAUAAUUACAAAAUUACAUUUCUGUAAGUAAAAGUUGCAUCUCCUCACAGUUAUUUAUUACAAUGCUCAGAUCAAACUCACAAAUGAGCAUGUGUCAUAUAUAUAUUUAUCUUAUGUACAACAAAAAUGCCCUACAAGUACUUUUUUAAAGUUUUUGUUAUCCCUCCCCCUACACACAUUUAUACAUGUUUGUUUUAUCUAUUAACAAAUGUCAGCUAAACUAAUUAUGCUCAGCUUGAAAAUAUUUACUCGACUAGAAAUGAUCAAAUGUAAUCAUAGAUGACUAGAAAAGUCAUGGAAAUUCAUUGUUUUUAUUGGUCAGUGGAAAGAUGUUCAGAUCUUUUAACCGUUCUUGGUGUGCAGGGCAGAAAGUCACGUUCUGUCUCCCUGCUGUUUCCUUGGACUCUUAUUUUGAAGUUUUCCCCUGGACUCCAUUUCCCAUAGUGCACUGCCUUUAUCACUUCCAUCUGUUCCUGAUUAUCCUCACCUGUCUUUCGUUCCCUCAUUUAGUCCCAUUGUGUAUAAAUACCCUCCUGUUUUGUUCUUUGGUUGUCAGUUCUUGUCUAUUUAAGGCUUGUGAUAAUUUGUUUAUUUAGUUUAUGACACUCCACGGUGUUCUAUAUCGUCUUCAUUAAAGUCUGCAAAUAGAUCCAUCGCCUCUUCAUCUCCACAACUCGUGACACACAUAGGGUAACCUCCUCGUGGUCACGAUUAGUGGUUCUCGCUCUCAAUGGGGUGUGUGGUGAGUUGGGCAUGGAUCGUGGAGAGUAGCAUGAGCCUCCACAUGCUGUGAGUCUCCGGUGUCAUGGACAGCGAGUCACAUGAUAAGAUGCACAGAUUGAUGGUCUCAGAAGCGGAGGCAACUGAGACUUGUCCUCUGCCACUCAGACUGAGGUUGGUAACAGCACCACCACGAGGACCUACUAAGUAGUGGGAAUUGGGAUUCCAAAUAGGGAGAAAAGGGGAUAUAAAGUAAUGUAGGAAAGUCACAUUCCAUUAAUCACUUAAAAACACCUUAAUGUCACUGGAAUGAUUAUAAACCCUGAAUAAACAUGAAGAUGGGAGAUUAUAUGCUCUAUAGUGCUGUCAUCUAAAAGCAAUGCAUUCAGGAUACAGAAUAUCCUGCAGAGGGCAUUGCUGCUCUAUGUCUGUAAUACCUGAAACUCUCACCUUUUAUUUUUCAAAUAUGAUAUAGAUAGAAACUAUCUAUAAUAUAUCUAACCUCUCCUGCAUAUCUCUCUUUCUCUCUCUUUUUGUAUUCUUGCUUUGUUUCUCUGUUAAGAUGCCAAAACAAAUAAAUACCUUUAGUGCCAACAAUUAAACUCUGAUUAGCUACUCCGUUAAAAACUUCACAUUGAUUUAUCACUCGUACGUUAUAUUUAUUUCUUCUCAGUUAAUUUUACGUGUGUGUGUGCUAUCAAUAGAUGUCAAUAGGAAAAUCUGUGUGUGUGUGUGUGUGUGUGUGUGUGUGUGUGUGUCAGUUCUAGCUGGAUAUAGUAAAGUUGAGAGUCACUAAUAUCCUGCCAACAACACACACACACACUGAUCACCAUAUAAAAUCUGUCCACUGUCACACUAAAAAUCUGUAAUCUUGACCUUUUACUGUGUUGCUAAACUCAUCACUGUACUAUCUCAGACUUUUGUCAUUUUCAGAGUAAUUCUGAA